UACAUUAUAAAUUUUUCCUGUUAGACUAUCCACUAGUUAUAUUAAAAGGACGAAAGGCGAGAUUGAUUAUUAAGUGUUAACAAUGGAGAUCAAUUCUUUCGUCAAAGUGCUAUUGUCCCUGAUGUUGAUAUUGUUAUUUGGAUUGUUUGUUAAGUUAUACAACACAUUGGUAGCUAAGCGUUUGAAGCUCCGAUUAGCUCUGCAAAAGCAGGGUAUUCGGGGGCCUCCAGGUACACUCGUAUUAGGGAACCUCUUGGAGAUCCAUAACGCUUUUAGUCAUGCAUCAGUAGCGAGUGGCACGAGCAAUGAUUUCCCAGUUUCUCACAAUAUUCAAUCAAUUCUUUUUCCAUUUGUUGAUCGAUGGCUUGAAAAAUAUGGUGAAAUUUUCAUGAUAUCGAUUGGGAGUACGCAAAUUUUAGGAGUGACUAAACCUGAGAUGGUGAGAGAGAUCAUGAACACUUCAACAAAUUUUGACAAACCCCCUUAUCAUAUGGAAUUACUUAAGCCUUUGUUUGGUGAUGGUGUGAUAACUUCGUCUGGUGCUAAAUGGAAUUCCCAGAGGAAGAUUCUUGCCCCUGAAUUCCACUUGGAGAAACUUAAGGGAAUGAUCAAAUUGAUUCAAGAAGCUGCAGUUACGGUAGUAGAGCAAUGGAAAGCCGAGAUAGAGAAGGCCGCUCAAGGUGGAAUUGCAGAAAUACACAUCGACGAAUACAUGAGAAGGUUUUCGGCCGAGGUGAUAUCUAGGACUUGCUUUGGAAGCAGCUACAUUGAGGGUGAAGAAAUCUUCUCUAAGCUUACUACUCUAUGGUUGACAGUAUCCAAGAAUCUUGUGUUUUACGCGAUUCCAGGAAUGAGGCAUAUUCCUACAAAGAGAAACAGGAAGAUUAAGGCACUGGAAAAAGAAAUUCAAACGUCCAUCUUAAAAGUGAUCGAGGAACGAAAGCAAGCUGGAAUCGAGAAAAAUUUGCUACAAACUAUUCUUGAAGCUGCCAAGAGUAGUGGGUUGAGAAAAGAUUCUGCAAAUAAAUUUAUUGUAGAUAACUGUAAAAACAUUUAUUUAGCUGGAUAUGAAACUACUGCUGUUUCCGCACAAUGGUGUCUCGUAUUACUAUCUGUCUAUCCAGAAUGGCAAAAUCGCGUUCGUGCUGAGGUAAUUGAAGUUUGUAAAGGACAACUUCCUGAUCAUGAUAUGAUUUCCAGAAUGAAGCAGUUGACAAAGGUGAUUAAUGAGACAUUGCGACUAUAUACUCCAGUACCAGUACUUCCAAGAGAAGCAUUUGCUGACUUGAAGUUCGGGGACAUUUGCAUACCAAAGGGCGUAAAUAUUUGGUUACUGGCAACGACGUUACACACAGAUCCAAACGUAUGGGGACCCGAUGCCAACGAAUUCAAUCCAGAUAGGUUUGAGAAUGGAGUGGCCGGGGCAUGUACACAUCCAUACCUGUACAUGCCUUUUGGAUCUGGAGUAAGAGUAUGUGUUGGACAGAACUUUGCCUUACUCGAACUGAAGAUGCUUAUUUCACUUCUUUUAUCUCACUUUUCUUUCUCCCUCUCGCCCAAAUACGUUCAUUCGCCUACCUAUCGUGUGGUUAUUGAGCCUCAAUAUGGAGUUCAUCUUCUUGUUAAGAAAUUAUGAUCAGAUCAUGACUGAUAAUUUAGUGUUGCAAGCAUUUAGUGUUUUGGAUAUGUAAGUCCUUAUUUGUUAGAGUGCUAUUAUUAUUUUUACCUUGUGUAGAAAUCAACUCAACUCCUUAUAUUCACCACAGCUAGAAUCUUUUCUAAUAGUAAUUGUUGUCUAUGGAUCUGUAUUGUACCAUUUGUAUUAGGAUUUAGUGUCUGUUGUAAACGAAAACUAUUUUAAAAAAAUAAAAGAAUAAUCAAGCACUGAA
Molecule: messenger RNA, 1889 nt
Organism: Nicotiana tabacum (common tobacco)
Lineage: Eukaryota; Viridiplantae; Streptophyta; Magnoliopsida; Solanales; Solanaceae
Product: cytochrome P450 714C2-like
Molecular function (GO): monooxygenase activity; iron ion binding; heme binding
Source: RefSeq, a predicted model, not a curated record